UACAGGUGUCCCUGGCUCAUGGAUUUGUGAAGAAUGAAGUGAAAAUCAUGUGGAGAUUCUUCAGUGAGUAACUUUAUAUAUAAGCGCCCUUAAACAUCACACAUUCAACAAUUUCAAGGCUGCCAGAACCAGGAAAAACAUGAAGUAAACUUUUCUAAAUGGGAAUUAAUGGUCAGGGGAGACUGUUGGUUUCAGCUGACAGGACACAUGCAGCACCUGCUUCAUAUCCCCACCCAGGACCUUCUAAGUCACAAGACAAACAUUAGUGGCUGUGAGCUGGGAGGAUGGCCAGCAGGAAUGUGACCAUAGAUGUGAUCUUCUUAACACAGACUGUGGUUGGAAUCCUGGGGAAUUUCUCCCUUCUUUGCCAUUAUAUCAACCUUUACUUCACUGGGUGCAGGUCACGGUCCACAGACGUGAUUCUUCAGCACCUGAUUGUGGCCAACUUCUUGACCCUUCUCUCUAAAGGAGUCCCCCAGACCAUGGCAGCAUUUGGGUGCGAAUUUUCCCCCAGUGAUUUUGGAUGCAAACUUAUUUUCUUUCUUCACCGAGUGGGGAGGGGAGUGUCCAUGGGGAGCAUCUGCCUCUUGAGUGUCUUUCAGGUGAUCACGAUCAGCCCCCAGAACUCCAGGUGGGCAGAGCUUAAAGCAAAAGCUCCCCAGCACAUUGUUCCCUCGAUGUGCCUGUGCUGGAUGCUCCAAAUGCUGGUCAAUGUCGUUUUCCCUGUGAAUAUAACUGGCAAAUACAGUGACAAAAAUAUCACAAACAGAAGAGAUUUUGGAUACUGUUCUGCUCUUCGUUAUGACGAAACCAGAAGCAUAUUACUUGCCUUGCUGCUGUUACUCCCUGAUGUCAUCUUGGGGCUCAUGCUCUGGGCCAGCUCCAUGGUUUUCCUCCUGUACAGACACAAGCAGCAGGUCCAGCACAUUCGCAGGAACAUCAUCUCCCCCAGGUCCUCGCCUGAGUCCAGAGCUACCCGAACCAUCCUCCUGGUGAGCAGCUUUAUCUAUUUUUACACUCUUUCCUCCAUCUUUCAAGUUAUUUUGACUUUUUUUGAUAAUCCCAGCUGGUUCCUUGUAAACAUUUCUGCAAUUAUGGCUGCGUGGUUCCCAACGGUGAGCCCCUUUCUGCUCAUGAGCCGUGACUCCACUGUACACAGUCUCUACUUUGCCUGGAUAAGGAAUGCAAAAUCACCAGCUAUUAUAAGAAGUAUGCAAAUUGUAUAUCUUUCCACAAUGCACAGUUUCCAAUUGUUCAUUCACUUGCUCAUUCAUCUCUAAGUCCUAAAAAAUUUUGAAUUUCAAAAGAGAGAAUAGGUCAUAAUGAACAUCUUUUUCAAAAUAAAAACUUGUAACCGUAUUGUCAUGAAAUACACGUAUCUUGUAAAGAAUUCUCGGAUUGACGAGUUUCUAAUACUUUCAGAAAAGGCAUUCAGAAUUUACAGAAUAAUAAUUCAAAAGGAUUGUGUAUUGUGAACUGCACAGUUGUGUAGUCUUUGAUCUAAAACAUCUUUUCCCAGGAAUGAAAUAAGUUGUGGGCUUGUACAUAAAGGUAUACAUGAACAUGGAUCCGUGUGUGCAGGGGUCAUUGAUGAAGGUGAAGAAAUCAAUGUCCUCUCAGUGUAGACAAUAGCCUGGUGUGGAGCCAGAGGUCAAAUCACUCUAAGCCAGUAGAGCCUUUGGGAAGCUGCUAUGAAUUUUAAAGAUAACAUCCUCAAUAGAUGGCAAGGAUCUAUUGGAAACAGGAGGUUUUGAAGGGAGAUUAGUAUGUUUAAAUAUUUUCAUGUAGAGACAACAAGGUUGAAGGGAAGUGCUGCAGAAGAAAAAAAAACAAAAUUAAGUUACAUCUGAUUUUAUAAAUAGAAAUAUAUUUGACAUAAAAUAUUUGUAAAUUGAGUAUGUGCCAGUUACUGUUCCAUUCACAUAUUGUAAUGUAUUGCUAUCGUUCCAUA
Molecule: messenger RNA, 1951 nt
Organism: Sus scrofa (pig)
Lineage: Eukaryota; Metazoa; Chordata; Mammalia; Artiodactyla; Suidae
Product: vomeronasal type-1 receptor 4-like
Biological process (GO): G protein-coupled receptor signaling pathway
Cellular component (GO): membrane
Molecular function (GO): pheromone receptor activity
Source: RefSeq, a predicted model, not a curated record